Hemibagrus wyckioides is the source of this 4290-nucleotide messenger RNA. RefSeq lists its product as uncharacterized. The transcript is spliced from 16 exons. Lineage: Eukaryota; Metazoa; Chordata; Actinopteri; Siluriformes; Bagridae. The record is from RefSeq and is a predicted model, not a curated record. Gene Ontology annotation, cellular component: nucleus. Bases 62 to 3748 code for a protein of 1228 amino acids. Gene Ontology annotation, molecular function: exonuclease activity; nucleic acid binding.
CUCUGGGUUUUGGUGUUCUGUCCUGUUGUUUCGUGCUUAUUUUCUCCGUGAAAAAGCGCCGAUGUUUCCUUCCGCCGGACUCUUUUCUAAAACUGAAUGUCCUUUUCUGCUUUGGGGUGGAUGUGAGCGACCUUACUGCCCUUACAAACACCAUGAAGAAGACAGCAUAGGUGCGUGCGCCAGAAGUGCACGCGCGACAGCUGAAAAAGGUCAUGGCAAUCCUAACGCUGCUAGUAGAACCUUCCACAACCAGGAACAGAGCCACACUUGUCUUUCAGAACUGGAAAGGAUCAACAAACAGAUUGAAGCGGUUAAAAAUGAAGUGGAGAAAGAACAAAAAAGACUGUCUCGCUACCAGUCUGAGCAGGCUGAGAUUGCUGGUGCUAGCUCGGAAGAAUAUCUGGUGACCAGAAAAACUCAGCCUAAAGACCAGAAUGGAAACCAGCUGAAAUGUAAAAAGGACUCAGCUGCUGCCCGCAAGUAUGUUGUUGAUCGCACCAAACCAAAAACUGAUCUGGAAUAUGACCCUUGUUCAAAUUUUUCUGCCGAUAUGCGGUUCAGCAGCUCCACAGAUAAAAUAAAAUCAACCAGUAAAGCUGAUGUGGACCGUGAUCAACAAGACAAAGGAAAGGGUAAGAGUGUGUCCACAGAUCCAGUUCCCAUUCCUUCUUGCAAUUUGGAGGAUUCUGAUGAAGAGGGGGAACUGGUCAUUGACAUUCCACCUUUUGAAAAUGAUGGGGGUAAGGGAUCUCGGAUAGAAAGCUCAUCAGCCAGUGAAAAUGCAAAUUUUAUGAAGACACCCAGAGAAUCUUCAGAAAUGGCUCAUCUUGACACCGACAUGCCACUGCUAGAAAAGAUUAAGCCAGCAAAUAAGGGCAGGGCUAGCAUCAAUGAACAAGAAGAGUCGCACAAGUCCUUGUACAAGGAGACCGAUUCGGUAAAACGAAGACAUUCCAUGCUGAAAAGGGAAAACAUUUCUUCUGAAAGAGUACUCACUGUCAGAAGUAUGCCUACUGAAGGUGAACAAAAACCCUCAGUUCAUCCCAGGAUAGCCAAGGAAGAACCUGAAUCGUCCAAGAUGAUGAUGGAGAUUGAUGCCUCACUUGCAGAAAAUAAUCAAGUGCUUCAUAAGAGCUUGAAACCAAACUUGGCUGCUUCCAAGAAUGACAAAUGCAAGGAGGAGAUCUUGAAUUAUGCAACAGGAAAUUCUACAGAAUUGCAUGAAAAUGCAAGGUUAACUUCAGUAGCAGGUUUUUCACAGGUUUGCCAAUUGGAAAAACCUCCACCUUCAAACAGUAUGAAUACUGGUGUUUAUGAAGAGAAAGCACAAAAUAUCGAAACUCUUUUAGAUGAUAUUUCCAUCUGCCUGGACCACCUGAGGCGUGAAAGUGAGAGCAUUGCUUGCCUUCAAGAUGUGGACACACUCCUCUCUGACAAUAUUCAAUCUGCUCCCAGUUGCUCAAAAAUACAGGGAGAUCAUCUUUUACAUGCUGGAACACAAAGGCUGCAAAGUCAAACAGAACCUGUGGUACAGGCAAAUAACUGGCUCUCCGGUCACGUCAGAAAAAUGGACACCUUGCCUGUUAGAUACACAUCAGAGAUCCCACAAAAAACUGUAUUUCAGGAUUACCUUCUCACCACUUCCUCAUACCCGGACAUAACCAAGGAUCCUGGAUCUUGUCCGAGCCCUUCAACCUCUGUUGAAACAAAUUGGCCAUUUGCACAUAAAGUUGCAACAGAACCUGUUCAGAAUGUACCUCUGUACAUUUCUGGAACAAAUACCACAAUGGUACCUUCUCCACAUGUGGAGCUAAACCCAGCCGCUGCACCUAUGGAAUUAAUGGGGGAUCAGAACCUGCAGAAACCAGCUGCUUUGCUUGGUACAACAGAUGAGAAUAUGCCAGCUGACUCUAGUUCUUCAGAAGAGCUUAAUUAUUCAGACCUAGACCUUUCAGAAAGUGAUCCAAUGGAAGAAUGCUACAGAAUCUUUAUGGAAGCCAACAAGGCUGAAGAUCCCACCGUUCAAGGUGACAUGCCAGAAGAGGUUUCAAAGGUCUCGGAGGCUGAGAAGGUCAAGCCCGGUCUUGCUCAGAAAAAGAGAGUAGCCCAUAUAGCAAAGUUUGAGGUCAGUAAGAGCAAAGCACAGGUCAUGGUGCCCCUUAGAGAUGGCGGUUCCCAGCUGACUGUCCCAACCCGGAGUCAGCAGUGCCAGAAGAGAGCAAUAUCUCUUACAGCAGCAGUGAAAGGGUGCCAAUCUUUUAUAGCAGCCAAUGCACCAAAGCGAGCCCUCGCACCUACUGUCAUUCAUUCACCUGCCAUGCCAAACAACUAUGUGAACAUCCUCCCAGCUGGAGCAACCAUGCGAAUCGGCCCAAACCUUCACCUGAUUGUUCCCGAAGGGACCUGUGCUUUACCGGUCGCGAUAAUUCCUACGGCUGCACCUGUAAUACGUCCAGUCCUUCAGCCAGCUCAAAUCUCUCAGCCUAUGCAGUCUACACAACUGGUCAACUACACACCUGCCAAGUCAAUUCCCACCAAGCGCAAAGCGAAAGGACGUGCAGAGGUUGGCCUAAAGGUUCCACAUGACGUACGGCAGCGGUAUGUAAAUCUGUUUGUGGAGGAGUUCCUGAAAACAUCGGCCACUGUGCAAGAUGCCUUUGAAAAGGCGCUAGCAGAAGAGAAGACCGUGUUUGAUCGCAGUGUCAAUAAACUGAAGUAUCUAAGCAUAGCAGUAAAUGCACUCAAGAGGCUUAAAAAUCAAAAUGCAGCUCCUGCCAAAUUUUCCACUGAAAGAGAUGCACAAGCGUCUAGAGGAAAUGUGCCACUCAAUACUCAAGCACUCCUGCAAAAUGGUGACACCACACUCUACGAUCAGUUGAAGGAGCACAUUCUAACCAAGGCCCUGUUGAGGGAGAAUAACUAUCCUCACAAACUCCCCGAUAAACCUGGCUUCGCCAUUCAGUAUGGUGACACCAAAAAGGGCAGCACUGAUGUUUCCAGGAGGCUCUGCUGUCGCUGUGGUACUUCUUUCUCUGUUAGCCAGACGGGAAAGCACACUCGCAAAGAAGAGUGCAACUAUCAUUACGGGAAAGUCCUGGAAAACAGAGUGCCAGGGGGAGUUGAGACACGCUAUAGCUGCUGUGAGAACGCCAUCGGGUCACCUGGGUGCCAAGUGUUCAAGCUCCAUGUCCAUGAUGCAGUGAGUCUCCAAGGCUUCAUUAGUAGCCUCCCUCAGACCCAUCAAGACUGCCCAGGGAUUUAUGCUAUUGAUACUGAUGUGUGUUAUACCACUCAGGGUCUGGAACUGGCAAGAGUCACGGUAGUGAACAGCAAUCUCCAGGUUGUCUAUGACACCUUUGUGAAGCCUACCAAUGAGGUCAUUGACUACAACACCAGGUUCUCAGGAGUUAGUGAGGAUGAUGUGAAGAACAGCAGUUUAUCUUUGCAAGAUGUGCAAACUAUGCUUUUGAGCUUCAUCAGCGAGAGAACCAUUCUGGUUGGGCAUAGUUUGGAAAAUGAUCUCUGUGCUCUGAAACUUAUCCACAACAAGGUGGUUGACACGUCUGUAGUGUUUCCCCAUCGUCUGGGUCCACCGCACAAGAGAGAUCUCAGAAGCUUGACCGCAGAGUAUCUGAGGAAGAUAAUCCAAGAGAGCGUGGACGGACAUGACACCCAAGAGGACGCGACAGCGUGCAUGGAGCUCGUGCUGUGGAAGGUGAAAGAGGAUGCUAAAGGGAAGAAAUGGUGACCUGCUCAAGAAGAAACCUCAUUACUGCCCUAAUGUACACUGCUGUAGAAUUGUAAUAUUGCACUUGAAACUUUUGCUUUAUAAUAACAAUCCUGACCUGCUGUCUGUAUUAGGAUUGCUGGGACUGUAAGCAUAGAAAUGAUGAAUUGCUUACUCAUACGUCUGAUAGUUUUUACACCUUUCAUUUUGUUGAUCAUUCGCUUUCAGAAAAUGGAGUACUUGUAUUUGUUGCUGGUGUGGUUCUUAUUUGUACCAUAUCAUAUAUUAAUGUGGAAAUGGUGUACCUUUUUAUAAAGUGACAUAAAAAAAACUUAAGGUACACAAUUUGAUGGUGAUUAACCUCAAAAUCAAUCUUUCUAUGUAAAGGCUAAAUAAAGAUACAAAAGUUGUCAUAAGGUAGGCAUAAGGGGACCAUUUCAGCGACAAAUCAAGGUUCAGCUUUGUUUCUUUACAUUCUGAGAGCAUCACCAUAUAUUUUUUUUUGCCACUUGUUUGAAAUAAACUGAUUCAUAAUUGCACUAUGGGAGAAAAUGUGCACUCUG